Messenger RNA from Loa loa (African eye worm), 1293 nucleotides. RefSeq lists its product as hypothetical. Gene Ontology annotation, cellular component: cytosol. NCBI's taxonomy places the organism in Eukaryota, Metazoa, Nematoda, Chromadorea, Rhabditida, Onchocercidae. The transcript is spliced from 11 exons. Gene Ontology annotation, molecular function: poly(A) RNA polymerase activity. The record is from RefSeq and is a predicted model, not a curated record. Bases 1 to 1293 code for a protein of 430 amino acids.
AUGGAGCAAGUGAAAGCUAAAUCAACGGUUACAUUUGAAAAUCGCUUAAUCAGUAAUAAUGCACAUGGAAAUUUAACUUAUUAUGAUGUUACCGAUGACGCAGAUAUAAUUUUGGAAGAAGAGAUUCUACCUCCUGUAAACAUACACACUGCAAAUAUGCCUUCGCUACCUUUUAGCAGUUCGGGAUCAAAAUAUGGAUCCUUGUGCUCAGUUUUAGGAGUCAGCUGUGUAGAAGAAACAUUAGCCGUACGUAGUAUUAUUAAAGAAAAGAGGGCAGCGUUUGCAAAGGAAUUCAAAUCAUUCGAUGAACAUAUCUGGAGGCAUUUUCAGAUCAAUGGACAAGAUGAUCGGACGUUUUCAUGGAAAAUGACUGUCCGACAAAAGCUUUUAACACUUAUUCGUCAGGUUUAUAAAGAUUCUAAUUUGAUAGCCGUCGGUUCAACUGUAAAUGGUUGUGGUUCAUACAACUCAGAUAUGGAUUUAUGUAUUUGUCAACCUUACAAAAAUCAUAGCUUUGAGGCCAACAGAAGUUAUAGCAUACACGUGCUAAGGAAAUUGCAUAAGAAAUUUGUUACGGAUUGGCGUCAAAUGUUCAAGACUUGUCAGUAUAUACCAGCUAAAGUCCCAAUAAUAAAAUUAGAGAUGGCUGCACCAUACGAAGAACUGGAAAUAGACAUUAACUGUAAUAACGUAGCUGGAAUAUAUAAUUCACAUCUUCUUCACUAUUAUUCAAGGGUUGACGAUCGUUUCCCAGCACUGUGUUUGCUCGUAAAGCACUGGGCCAUCAAUGCUGGUAUUAAUAACGCGAUGAUGGGAACACUGAAUAGUUACUCACUCAUUUUGAUGGUUCUACAUUUUUUGCAAUGCGGAGCAUUACCACCAGUUUUACCGAAUCUUCAGUUCCUCUAUCCUUCUUUGUUCAAUGCAACUUGUAGCCUGGACAGUUUAGAACUGUUUCGAGAUCUACCAUAUCCAUUGCCACCUCGUGAGUUUAAUACUGAAACAGUUGGUGAAUUACUUAUAGCAUUUUUUGAUUACUACGCUCAUUUUGAUUUCAAAAAUAAGGCAAUAUCGAUUCGUAAUGGAUGCGUGUAUGGCAGGGAGCUGUUAGCAGACAAUACAAUGCGCUUUAAGAUAUUUAUCGAAGAACCGUACGAUCAGAAGAAUACGGCGCGCUGUGUGACAAGUAUUGAAAAUCUACAACUGAUCAGGGAAGCAUUUACAUCUGCAAAAAAUGCUUUCUUACAAACCUCGGCCGGGCCACCCAAUUUGGAACACAUUGGUGUUCGCUAA